AUGGGGAAGGCGGUGGCGAUCGAGAAGGUGGUGGUGCAUCCGCUGGUGCUGCUGAGCAUCGUGGAUCACUACAGCCGCGUCGCCAAGGACACGCACAAGCGCGUGCUCGGCGUGCUGCUCGGCGAAACGGCGCGCGGCCGCAUCGACGUCACCAACAGCUACGCAGUGCCAUUCGAGGAGGACGACAAGGACGCGAGCAUCUGGUUUCUGGAUCACAACUACCACGAGGCCAUGUUCGCCAUGUUCAAGAAAAUCAACGGUGCGCCGCCCUGCCGCCCCGCUGCCCCGCUCCACGCUCCAGCGAAGGAGCGAGUGGUGGGGUGGUACUCGACGGGCCCCAAGAUCCGCGAGAGCGACCUCGACAUCCAGGAGCUCUUCUACAACUACUGCAGCGACCCCGUGCUGGUGAUCAUAGACGUGCAGCCGCGCGAGCUGGCCAUCCCCUCGCAGGCCUACUGCACCGUUGAGGACGUCAAGGAGGACGGCACGCAGAAGAGUCAGAAGGCGUUUGUGCACAUCUCAUCGGAGAUCGGCGCAUACGAGGCGGAGGAGAUUGGCGUGGAGCAUCUGCUGCGCGAUGUGAAGGACGCCACCAUCACCACCCUCGCCUCUGAGGUGAGCGCAAAGCUGGUGGCGCUCAAGGGUCUGGAGUCACGGCUGAGGCAGCUGCGGUCGUACCUGGAUCUGGUGGCAGCAGGGCGGCUGCCCCUGCGGGCGGACAUCCUGUACGGCGUGCAGGACGCCUUCAACCUGCUGCCCAACCUCAACGUCGACGACCUCGUCAAGGCCUUCGCUGUGCGCACGAACGACAUGACGCUGGCGGUGUACGUGGCAUCACUGGUGCGGUCCAUCAUCGCGCUGCACAACCUCAUCAACAACAAGGUGGUGAACAAGGAGGCGGAGAAAGCAGUGGACUCAAGUGCUGCACCAGCACCACCCGUCUCCUCUGCUGCUUCCUAG
This is a messenger RNA of Closterium sp. Naga37s-1, 960 nucleotides long. Lineage: Eukaryota; Viridiplantae; Streptophyta; Zygnematophyceae; Desmidiales; Closteriaceae. The record is from the annotation of a GenBank genome assembly.